UUCCACUACACUACUCAUCACUUGCCUAUAUUAUCCUCCCUCACUUCUUUUCUCCAUUUAACUUGUGUUUUUCAUGGCCUUCUCGUAUAUUCCUUUUCUUCUUCUGGCCAUUUAUAUUCAUGCCUUGGCUACUCUAAGCAAUGCUGGUGGUCAUCACAUUAGGCCGCCUUCUCCGGGAUACCGGCCCAGCUCUAAAUUCAGGUCUAUGAGCUUUUAUAAAGGUUAUAGAAACCUCUGGGGUCCUAAUCAUCAGAGGCUCGAUAACAAAGCUCUCACCAUUUGGCUCGAUAGAACCUCGGGGAGUGGAUUCAAGUCUGUGAGGCCUUUUCGAUCAGGCUAUUUUGGUGCCUCGAUCAAACUCCAACCCGGGUAUACUGCAGGGGUGAUUACAGCGUUCUAUCUUUCAAACAGUGAAGCGCACCCGGGGUACCAUGAUGAGGUGGACAUUGAGUUUCUGGGGACAACAUUUGGGAAACCUUAUACACUGCAAACAAAUGUAUAUAUCAGAGGAAGUGGAGAUGGUAAAAUUAUAGGAAGGGAGAUGAAGUUUCAUCUCUGGUUUAAUCCUACCAAACGAUUUCAUCAUUAUGCAAUCUUGUGGUCUCCAAAGGAAAUCAUAUUUCUAGUUGAUGAUAUCCCAAUCAGGAGAUAUCAAAGAAAGAGUGUGGCUACAUUCCCACUAAGGCCAAUGUGGGUUUAUGGGUCCAUAUGGGAUGCUUCUUCAUGGGCAACAGAGGAUGGGAAAUACAAAGCCAACUAUCAGUACCAACCAUUUGUGGGAAAGUUUACAAAUUUCAAGGCAAGUGGUUGCACUGCCUAUUCUCCGCGGUGGUGCCGCCCCGUUUCCGCCUCUCCGUGGCAGUCCGGGGGCUUAAGCAGCCAGCAGAACAUGGCCAUGCAUUGGGUACAGAGUCACUACUUGGUUUAUGACUAUUGUAGGGACAACAAAAGAGACCAUUCCAAAACACCAGAAUGUUGGGGUUAGUAUACUUCCACAAAUGGAAUUACCAUGUGCCCAAGGCCUAAGUUACUGGAGGAACAAAAAUUUCUUCUAAGAAAAUUAUAAGUAGAUUUGUUUGGUACUACUUUGUUAAUGUUUUUCGAUUUAUACUCGUGGUAUGUUGUUGUACAAUAGGUAGAAUACACUGAAUAUGAGAAGUAGGUGAAGUUAUGGGGGAUUAGAUCUAAGGGCAAAGGCCUGAUUUGAGUGAAUGCAUUUAUUUCUUACAUCACAAUAAUGUCAAAAAAGUAAAAGAGUUCUCAUUA
Daucus carota subsp. sativus is the source of this 1266-nucleotide messenger RNA. RefSeq names its product probable xyloglucan endotransglucosylase/hydrolase protein 32. The coding region runs from base 74 to 985 and encodes 303 amino acids. Gene Ontology annotation, cellular component: apoplast; cell wall. The transcript has 4 exons. Gene Ontology annotation, biological process: xyloglucan metabolic process; cell wall biogenesis. NCBI's taxonomy places the organism in Eukaryota, Viridiplantae, Streptophyta, Magnoliopsida, Apiales, Apiaceae. Gene Ontology annotation, molecular function: xyloglucan:xyloglucosyl transferase activity; hydrolase activity, hydrolyzing O-glycosyl compounds. The record is from RefSeq and is a predicted model, not a curated record.